Messenger RNA from Daktulosphaira vitifoliae (grape phylloxera), 2556 nucleotides. RefSeq names its product SPARC-related modular calcium-binding protein 1 (gene magu). Bases 427 to 2133 code for a protein of 568 amino acids. The transcript has 14 exons. Gene Ontology annotation, molecular function: heparin binding; calcium ion binding; protein binding. Lineage: Eukaryota; Metazoa; Arthropoda; Insecta; Hemiptera; Phylloxeridae. Gene Ontology annotation, biological process: extracellular matrix organization. Gene Ontology annotation, cellular component: basement membrane. The record is from RefSeq and is a predicted model, not a curated record.
UAUGGGACGCCUCACCACCGCAGUGCACCUUUUUCAUAUGAGUAAUGUUAGUAUAACAUUCGGGUCCGUCACCGUCGCCGGACCCGUUCCAAAGCAACAGUGGCAUACGGUUGUGCUCGCAGGUCGGUCGGUUCUGCUUCGGGUCGCUCGUUGUUCUCAUAUCGGACCGAGACGGUGUUCAUUCGAGUUCCGUUUUUCGUACGUUUUCAACACAGUUAACUUUUGUCGUAGUGAAUGUGUUUAUCGACUUUGCCGGGCGACUCGUCACCAUUCGCUGACAAGUUCAACAGCGUGUCAAAAAUGUAAGCUUUUUACGGCGAAAAUAAAAUUCGAAAUCAUGUAAUUCUGUACACGGUGCAUAGUUCUAUUCCUAAGUAAAGUUUACAGACUCCUCUGCGCAAAAAGAAUGACACGUCGGUUGCCGUCAUGAACUUUCAUUUAGUCGCUGGUCUUAUCCCGUGGAUGCUGUUAUUACACAUACCAGCUGGCUUUUCGUCUGCUCUUCCGCAUAAGGAGUUCGACUGUAAAGGUCGCGUGGAACGGUGCGAAAGGAGAAAAGCGGCGACCAAGAGACCGGUGUGCGGUACCGACAACGUGAGCUACCCGAAUAGGUGUGCCUUACUUCGAGUCCGGUGCUUUAACGACUCUCUGUUGCGUGUUAAGCACAGGGGGCGGUGCAAAGAAAAGCAGCCUUGUUGGGUGGACCAGACCAUAAAAACGGUAGAUCCGAACAGAACGCCGGACUCGUAUGUGCCCAGAUGUAAGGCAGACGGUACUUAUUUCCGAAUCCAGUGUCAUAAAAAAGAAGGGUACUGUUGGUGCGUGACGCCAGCCGGAAAAGUCGUGCCCAACACUAUUGUACGGGGACAAAAACCGAAAUGCGAUGGUGGCAAAGGUAAAUGGCGAAGAGGAUCGUCAAAAAAAGGAACCAACCCUACCAAAGAAUGCAGCAAAAGUGAUAAAGCGGCUUUCGUAAAUAAUUUAGUGCGCAUAUUUAAAACAGAGUACAACCGCGAACAAUACACAGCUAUAGCUACCACCAGUGGCGAUCGUUCAUUGUUAGAUUCGAGCGUUUUAGAAAAACGGGCCUUAGAAUGGAAAUUCAAUACAUUAGAUAAUGACAGGAACAAUAACUUGACUAAAGUUGAAUAUAGAGAACUUAAGCGACUGGUUCGUAAGGUAGUUAGACCUAAAAGAUGUUCUCGGUCAUUCGUGCGCAUGUGCGACAUAGACCAUAACAAUAUUUUGUCAAAAUUUGAAUGGACUAAUUGUUUAACUGUUGAUCUGGAAGCGCUGGGUAAAAAGUUAACGACUACGACUUCUACUACAACUACAACAACUACUACAACUUCUGCGCCAAUUGACGAUUAUGAAGAUAAAGGCGGAAUUGGACUAGAAGAAGCAGAUCCUGAAGAUAUAUUACAAGAAAGUGUAGCUACUCUAAGUGGUAGCUUACCUGGUUUAAUGGCUGAAGGAGACCAAGAAGAAGAAUCUGAAGUUAAUGACUGUUUAAAAGACAGACAAGAAGCUUUAGAUGACCCCUCAGCAUCAUCCCACAAAUAUAUUCCAGAAUGUACAUCAGAAGGACGAUACAAACGUGUUCAAUGUUAUAAAUCUGUUGGUUAUUGUUGGUGUGCCCAAGAAGAUAAUGGGAAACCUAUACCAGGAACUUCAGUAAAAGACUCAAACCCAAAGUGUGAUACUGUACCAGAAAUUUCUAGACCAAUGAAAGGAUGUCCAGACCAUAAAAAAACUAUUUUCUUAAAAGAUCUCAUGAAUUAUUUAAAACAGAAACACAAUCAAAACAAUUCAUCACACUCGGACUAUGAAGCUAUAAUAACAGAUAUUUUCCAUUCAUUAGAUACAAAUCACAAUAAAGUUUUAGAGCGUAAAGAAUGGAAAAGUUUCAGAGAAGAAAUGUCCUCUGACAGCAAGUUAAAACAAUGUGGAAAGAAACUUCCUCGACAUUGUGAUGUUGAUUACGACAAUAACAUUGGUUUAACAGAAUGGUUGAAUUGCUUAAAUGUAAACCAUGUUCAAACUCAAAUACAGUCUGCAGAUAGCAGUACAUCGGUAUUAGCAAAACGAAGAGGUCCUAAUCCACUAGAAUCAUAUCUGAAAGGAGAUGAUUAAAAAAUUUAAAUCACAUUAUUUUAAAAGAUUUUUAUUAAGACUGUUCUAAUACUCUUUAACAGCUUUAUUAGACUUUAAUACUAUUAUUAUUUUAUAUUUUUAAAAAUAUUAUUAUUGCUUAUUUUUCAAUAGUAUAUAUAUAUAUAUUUAUAUAUCAUUAUUUAUUUAUAUAAAACCAUAAUAAUAAAAAUAUGCUUUAUUAUUUUAUAAUGUAAAAUAAAAAAAUCGAAAAAUACUUUGAAUAAUACUAUAAAGAAAUUUUAAAAAGUAGCGUGCAGCAAUGAUGAACAAUGUUUAGUCUUAAAAUAUAAGGCCCAUCGAUUAUAAAACUCUAAACAUAUCACAGAUUAUACAAAAAAAUUAAAAAAAUAUAAUUGUUACACUAUUGUUAUACAAUUAAAUUAAAUGUUAGCUUUGGCUUAA